UCUGGCUCACCGUGUACAGCGCGCUGAUGGGCAUCACCAGGAUGGACACGAGCAGGAAGUUUCAUCUAUUCCUUCAUAACUCCUGUUAGGAAGCCUCAGGCUCUGAUUGGAUCAGACGUCAUGAAAGUAGGACCAUGGACAGCUCCCCAUCAGAAACAGGGCGAGCCGAGCUGCGUGGCUCCUCAUGAACGCCAAAGUCAGCGUGGCGGUGGUGAUAAUAAAAAACCGUCCCGCCGGGAUGAGCGGCAGAGAGUUCGCCGAGGCUCUGGCCUCCAGGCUCAGGGUGCAGGACAGAGGCUGGAAGGACAAAGCUGAGGCGCUGCAGCAGGAGGUGCUGAGGCUGCAACAGGAGAUGCUGAUCACCAGGGCGACGACGGACAUGAGGAUCACGGAGGUGGCAGAAAUAGACAACGCUGAUGACGACAUGUCGCAGGAUCUGUUUGGUCCAGGAAGUUCGGUUUACAGUGCAGAACUUCAGCCAGACGGGGAAUCGGAGACCCCUAAAGACCUGCUGACGGCCCCAGAGCUUCCCCCCCGUCUCCUGCCGUCUCCGUUUCCUCACGUCUGCUUCCUGCAGUCGCUGUGCGCCCUGCAUCGAGUGGAAGGAAACCGCAGAGGUCUGGAGGCUCUGUGGUUCAGCCCUGACGGGGACAUGGUCUCCGUGUUGGUGGACACUGUGUGCCAGCUCCUGGACCCCGUGGUGGCGGCCUGCAGAGACCCCCCAGCGCUUGGACCCCCCGACCUCGUGCUGCAGGCCUGCCAGGUGGCGGCCCGAGCCAUGGAGCUCUUCUGCUCCCAGAGGAUGCCAUCGGUGGAGUUGGUGAGACGAGUGGAGGAGGCGCUGAGGGAGCUGACGCAGAUGCUGCUUUACAGCCAUCAGCCCGGCCAGUUCCAGGCUGCUGAGAAGCUGAUGGAGUGUCUGAUGGCGCUGGGGAGCAGCAGCGUAUCAAAGUCCUUUCUGAUCCGUCACAUCCUCUCGGAGAUCAACGCUCUGGCUGAUCAGCUCUGGCAGGCCUCCCAGGUGCAGGGAAGCUCAGGGCUCGACCAGUUUCCCGUCCACCAGUACCAGAACUCCUGCCACCUGUUCUGGAUCUUGGAGAAGCUCCUGCAGAAGUCGGAGGUGGAUGGGUGCAGGUUGGAGGCGAUGUCGGAGCAGAUGGAUCUCCUGAGUCAGCUGGAGCAGCAUGUCUUCCUUCUGUCUGAGGAGUUUCCCUUGUUUUCCAUCUACAUGUGGAGGAUCGGAGGCCUUCUCACUGCUUCACACAGAUAAAAUGUUCCUGUUUCACCGC
Molecule: messenger RNA, 1289 nt
Organism: Melanotaenia boesemani (Boeseman's rainbowfish)
Lineage: Eukaryota; Metazoa; Chordata; Actinopteri; Atheriniformes; Melanotaeniidae
Gene: mei4
Product: meiosis-specific, MEI4 homolog (S. cerevisiae)
Exons: 6
Coding region: 185-1270 (361 amino acids)
Biological process (GO): DNA recombination; oogenesis; meiotic DNA double-strand break formation
Cellular component (GO): lateral element
Source: RefSeq, a predicted model, not a curated record